Messenger RNA from Camellia sinensis, 367 nucleotides. NCBI's taxonomy places the organism in Eukaryota, Viridiplantae, Streptophyta, Magnoliopsida, Ericales, Theaceae. The record is from RefSeq and is a predicted model, not a curated record.
GUGAUAAUGCACUGGGCAUGUGCAAAGAUAAUAGCUUCUUUAGCAAUUCCUGAUAUCACUCUUCUUGAAAUUUUACUUGAUAAGUUAAAAAUAUACAGAAGUAUAUCUUAUGCAGCAGUUGCUGCUCAUGCAGAUAAGAGUGGCAGAUGUAAAUUGGCUGCUAUGCUUGUUGAACAUGAACCACGUUCUUCCAAUCAUUUUGUAAGAGAUUUUGAUCAUUGUCUCAAGUUCCUCUACUACUAAGCAUUGGGGAGGAGGAUACAGCUCUAACAAAGGCAACUGAAAGUUGUGAUACCGACCUUUUCUAUCUUGUCCUAUUUAAUAUCUGGCAGAAGGUAUCACUUGUGAUAUACACUUAUUUUAAGUA